Guillardia theta CCMP2712 is the source of this 509-nucleotide messenger RNA. RefSeq lists its product as hypothetical. The transcript is spliced from 8 exons. Lineage: Eukaryota; Cryptophyceae; Pyrenomonadales; Geminigeraceae. The record is from RefSeq and is a predicted model, not a curated record. The coding region runs from base 26 to 382 and encodes 118 amino acids.
AUCUGGGACGGGUAAGACACUUGUCAUGGAGUGGAAGCCUACUUGGGGCAGUAGUCUCCAUGCCUUUGCAAAACUCUCCCAGCCUUGCCGAGCAGGAGAUGUAGGUCGUGUAAGAUGGCUAUUGUCCCCGAUUGCGAGUCUUUCCGAUACCGAAUCGCCGCCCUUCCCAAGAUGGGUGCUGGAUGGGGGAGUUGGAGGCCUCCUCUGUCCCAAGAGGGUAUCUAAGGUUUGUAAGUCUGACCAAGACCAGCUCGCCAGUACCGCCGAGUAUCUAAAGAUAUUGACGAUGCCUACCUUCACCAGUUCUUUUGUCUUCUCCAAGAUGUGUUCUUUCUCUCCCCACGUGAAGGGGCAGAUAUUUGAACCAUUUUGUCGGUGGUAGGUUCACAAACUCCUUGUCAAAGAACUUGAUGUUUUGUGUUCCUGGGAUCUCCCUCCUUAGCCGAUAAUCAAAGCUGAAUCGUUCUACCACUUGAACAAGCGUUUUCAUCUCUCUCACGGAAUGUGCU